Messenger RNA from Haemorhous mexicanus (house finch), 2625 nucleotides. It is a transcript of the gene MXRA7, whose product is annotated as matrix remodeling associated 7. The coding region runs from base 104 to 883 and encodes 259 amino acids. The transcript is spliced from 6 exons. Lineage: Eukaryota; Metazoa; Chordata; Aves; Passeriformes; Fringillidae. The record is from RefSeq and is a predicted model, not a curated record.
AAGCCGGCCGAGAGCCGGCCCAGCCCCGCCGCUGGCCGAGCGCUGCCCGCGCACCCCCCGCGGCCGUGCAGUCGAGUCGGGCGGGCUCCGGCGGCAGGGCAGGAUGGACCUGGCCGUGGACUUGUACCUGGCCGUCCCGCUGCUCUUCACCGUCCUGGCCCUCGUCCUCGCCUCCGUCUUCCUGAGGCUGCGGGGAGGCGGCGGCGAGCGGGCGGCGGAGCGGCCCCGGGAACCCGCGGCGGAGCCGGCUCGGGAGGGCGGCCCCGGGGGCGAAGCGGCGGUAGCGGCACCGGCCGCGGCCAAGGGGCCGGAGGACGAGGAGAGCCGGGUGCCGGUGGAGGAGGUUGGAGUGGGAGACGAGGGGAAGGAAGCGGUCACCGAGCAGCGGGAGGCGGCGGCGGAGCCGGGCCCCGCGGCCGAGCCCAGCCCCGCGGCGGCAGAGAGCAUCCCCAGGCAGCCGCCCGCGGAGCCCCGGCAGCCGCCCGCGGAGCCCCGGCAGCCCCCCGAGGAGCCCCGGCAGCCCCCCGAGGAGCCCCGGCAGCCGCCCGAGGAGCCCCGGCAGCCCGAACACCGGGAAGAUGCGGAGAGCAAGAUACCACCCCUGGGUGCCUCACCUGGAUCCAGCCUCGGGCACACAGGACAAGCAGAGGACACAAGUGGCCAUGAAGCACUUUCCAGCCAUGCAGAGGAGGAAGAGGUGGACUCAGAGAAUGAGAAGCUGGUGGUGAGAGAGCCCGAGGAUGAGGAUGCUGCAGAGGAGACAUUUUCUUUUAAAUACAGUCCUGGAAAGCUAAGGGGAAACCAGUACAAGUCAAUGAUGUCCAAAGAAGAACUAGAGGAAGAACAAAGGAUUGAGCUGACCUCUGAUCUCACAUCUCUGUAGCAAGUACCUUAGGUCCUCGGCCACAAACAUUCUUGCAAAUCUUUUUGACCUGAAGACUAUAUGAAGUUGUCCCUAGCCUCCUCCUAAAGGCAUCCCUUGGCAUCAUUAAAGGCUUGAGAGAAAUACCAAAACCAACCAAACACACCCAUAAGAGAAACCCAUAAACCCUCAAAACUUGGGAUCCCCUCUUGGUCUGAAGUUGAGUUCUACAAAAACUCCUGUCAAGUUUGAGGAUAUCCUAUUGUGUGGCUCCAUGGACUGACUGGGGCAGGGCCCAAGCAGUGACUUGAGUUGUGUUUGGGGGACUGGGAAGAACCUUCCUCCCUCUCCCCCAAGCAAAACCCAAAGUGAACACUAAAUAUGCAACAAGUCUAUUAGUUGUGUUGGCUUCAUAUAUUAGGCCAUUAAAUUCAUGUUUUUCCUUUCCUGGGGUGGGCAAACCAUAGCUCUGCUCUCAGACCAGCUGGGACCUUGUACCAGAAUCUCAAGUUAUUUUGUCCUGGGGUCAAACUCCUCUUUGUUGCCGGGGGGUGGUAACUGCCUGUGAUUUCCAGUGUUGUACAAAGCUGCUUUACUCUUUGAGGGCUGGAGGGACAAAGUGGGGUCCAUGUGAGGGAUGGCUGGGCUGACUCAAAUCUUGCUUCUGUAGUUAUUUUAGCAGAGAGCUGAUUCUGUAGGUACAGAGGAUACCCAAGAAGUGAUGAAGUUUGAUGGUUUAGCUGUUCUGCUUGUGGUGGAGAGGCCACUCUUUGGCUGCUGAUAUUAUCUGCAUCCUCAUUUUCCCUACUCCAGCUCCCAGGAGGAGAGACCCAAGGAGGCAGCUAUGGCAUCAGGGGUUCCCUCUGGCUCAGGAUGAGAUAGUGGAGGUCCUGGGAGAGGCCCACUCCCCAUUCCUCUGCCUGCUGGCUAUUCCAGUGCCCUCUUCUCUUGCUGCUCCAUCGGAGCCAGAGCUCAGGGUUGCCCCUCAGCUCUGUCACACAGAGCAGAUGAAUUUGGCUGGGCACAUACUCAGUUUCAAAUCAAAGCCAGCUGGUUUUUGAAAGAGAGAAGAGGGUCCAAGUCCUUUAGUGAUGUUGUAGAAACACCAGGCUGGGUGGGGAUGUGUCCUCCAAAGCUUCUCUGUCACUGCCUUUUGGCUAACACUGCAAACAUAUCAGGAACCCAACAGGCUGCUUUUUUUUUUCCUUUUUAAUUCCUAUGCAGACAAUACUUGAAACCUUGUACACAGUUGUCCUUUCCAGCUCCUGGGGUAUGCAAACUCCUCCUAAAUGGGCUAAAUGUUUAAGGAACAGCAGGAGGCUUCAGCUUUAGAAGAGGCUGGGCUGCCCCCUCCCAGCCGACAACUGCAAGCGUGUUCAGUGUUUUGUAUAUGAAUUAAGGCACAUCUGGACCCUCUGCUUCAACAUCCUCCUGGUACAGCCACUGUCUCUUCUGGAUACUGGCUGGCUGGCUGUGUCCCAAGCACCCAACUAUGCAAAGAAUGCCUUAUAUCUGUUGUGUUUAAGUUACAUGGCAAUAUGUACAUCCAGCAAAGUCAGUAGUUAAGUCCAGAUUUUUGCUAGUGGCAGCAAGUCAAACUCUUUCUUCAACUCAAAUGGCUGUCUGGGUUUUUUUUUUUACUUUUGUUUGGUUUUGUUUGUUUUGUAUCUGAUGGUGGCUCUUAUACAAAAGGACUGUAAUUCUAGUGGCUUGAAUCUGUAAAAAUUGCCUUUGUUUCGUCCAAUAAACCUUUGAAUAGUUUA